AUACACAAAUUUUUUUUUUUUUAUUUGCAAACUCUCUGGCUAUGUGACCACCACAAUGGUUUUUUACAUGGCAUAAUAACAAACCUUCCUAUCUCUUCUGGAUUUGUCUCAGGGGAACACCAAGACAUUUCUUUUUAACUUUUUUUUUUCUUCUUGGAUCUGAAGAGAUUCCUUUUACAGUUUCUCUUACAAUACUUUGUUUUAGUUUCUUAGAGUUAGAAGCAAACUGGAGUUAGUUUUGCUGCAAAGUGUUGAUUUUGUGUUCAUAUUGUGAAAUGGGGUACUGGGUCCCUUCCUCUCUUUUUUUUCUUUUUGGUUGUAUUAUGAGAUUAACAUAAGGCAUUGUCUGGUUUGCCUGCGAAUUCUCAAUAAGGUAUCUUUGAUGUAUAUAUUCAUUAGAGAUAAUUUUAUGGUUUAUAAGUUGUUUUUCGUUUCUCUUGGAGUUUUGCUUGGUUGUUUGAAAAAGGUUUGAGCUAUGGAGGAUUUCAUGGAAAAGCCAAUAAAGGGUCUUAAUGUUGAUAGAAGAAAUCUUGUGGGCUUUGAGUUUUGAUUGCAAAAGACAAUCUUUAUAUUGUGGGAGGCCAACUUUUAUGGUUUUUGAGCGGUAAUUAGUUGUGUAAAAACUGGGUUCAAAAGUAUGAGGACUUUUAGACAUGCAGACGGAAGCAAUCUGAAAUUUUGAUGAAUUCUGUUUUUAUCUGUCCAGUGUUUGUAGUUAAUGGGGGAAGUGCUUCAGUUUUUUUUUAAGGCUUUUUAAUAAAAAUAUAAUCUGUGGUUUGAAAUUUGGACAUUUUUGAAGGGUAAUGGUGGAAGAUGUAAAAAGAGACAAGAGAGUUCACAUUUUUUGGUUCUUGAAUUAUAUUCUGGUUUCUGAGGUAUCUAAUGGAAUUGAUUCUCAAUUUGCUCCUUGAAGAGUUGCUGAGGCAUCUGAUAGUUCAUACAGCAUGGAAACUGGUUUUAAUAGCACUAUUGAAUAGCCUUACAAUCUGAUUUUAUGGUGAAAGAGGAAAUAAUGGUUGCAAUUCUUUUGUAUGGAGAAAAGAUGAUGAAGUUAUAGGAAUUAGGAAGUAGGAGGAGUAUUAGGUUCUGAUAGUUGAGGGGAAGAUGGCUGCAAAGCUUCUACAUUCUUUGGCAGAUGAAAAUCCAGAUUUGCAGAAGCAAAUAGGAUGCAUGACUGGGAUUUUUCAAAUCUUUGAUCGUCAUCAUAUGCUUACCACUAAGCGCUUGAGCCAUAGGAGGCUUCCUGCAGGUAUUUCCUUCUUGAACAAUGGAAUCCUGGAAGAGGAUUCAAAUAAUGCAUACCAUCGACAAGCAGCAACUGAAAUGAAUAUAAACAGAAGCGGGAAUGAGAAACAAAGAAUUUCCACAGAAUCUUCAAGAGCCUCUUUUUCAUCCUCAUGUUCAUCUUCCUUGUCAUCACUGGAUUGUAACAAGACAGCUCAGCAAGAUGCCUCUUCCUUUGACAGAAUCCUUAUUCCUGAAACUCCCUCUAGGGAACCAGCGAUGAACCAACUAAGUACUUCUCCUCAUUUAGGGUCAGCAUGCCUUGACCUUCGAGAUGUGGUCAAGGACUCAAUGUAUAGAGAAGCCAGAGGACUAUCGGUUAGAACAACAACAAGAGAGGAAGUAUCAGGCAGUACUGUGAAGCAUAAAGGUUCACCAAGGCCGUUUCCACUUCCUACAUCAGUGGAUGGGUCUUAUGGUGCUGGGAUCAAUGGAAAGCAAAAUGUUCCUGCUGAUCUGAAGGAGUCUCUUAGAGUACUUGCACAACUUAGGGAGGCACCUUGGUAUUACAACAAUGAAGCUAGAGAACUUCAAAGCUCAUCACAUGAAGCAAAUGGCUCAAGGAAUUCAAUAUCAAGGGAUGCUCCUCGAUUUUCUUAUGAUGGAAGAGAGAUUAAUCGUUUAUCGUUUGAAUCACGAGAAACCUUCAAAUCAACACCAAAGCUUAAAGAGCUGCCAAGACUUUCUUUGGAUAGUAGAGAAAGGUCGAUGAGAGGUUCAAAUUACCUUACUAAAAGUUUUCAUAAUAGUGGCAACUUGAACAGCAGAGUCACUGAUCCACCACAAUCACUGGGAGGCCAGAAGCGCCCUCCUAAUGUUGUUGCCAAGUUGAUGGGCUUGGAACCAUUGCCAGAUUCUUCCUCAGCUGGUGAUCGGCAGUUGGGUGUUAUUAAAACCUGCUCUGUUGAAGAUAACAAUCCUUUCUCGCGGUCACUAAGAGCAAAUGAUCUGAACAGGCGAACCAGAACUUCUAACUCUUCAAGAAACUCAUUGAAGGAGCCAACAUCACCUCGGUGGAAAAACCCUGAUUUGGUCAUGAAGCCUAUUUCCAGUUCAAGGUUCCCAAUUGAGCCAGCACCAUGGAGACAUGUGGAUGGAAGUCGAGGUUCACAAAAACAACCUCUCAAACAAUUUAAAGUUCCAGCCAAGACUCCAAACUCUUUCCCUUCAGUUUAUAGGGAGAUUGAGAAAAGACUGAAAGAUCUAGAGUUUCAACAAUCUGGAAAGGAUCUCAGAGCUCUUAAACAGAUACUAGAAGCAAUGCAAGCAAAGGGACUCCUUGAAAGUAGGAAAGAAGAACAAGCAGCAAACUUGGUGACUCAAAGAGACCAUGAACCAAAAUGUACAAGCCCCGGUCAGAAUCUGAGAGGCCAGCGAAGCCCACAGAACACGCGAAUCAACACUUCAACUACUAGGGGUUCAGAUUCUAUUAGACCAUAUGAAUCUCCGAUUGUGAUCAUGAAACCAGCAAAACUUGUUGAGAAGGUUGAUAUUCCUGCUUCAACAGUAAUUCCAAUAGAUGACUUUUCCAGGCUCCCCAAGAUUCAUGGUGGGGGAUCUGUAGAUAAUAAAACAGGUUCGAUAAACAGUCGAACAGUUGGAGAUCAUACUGCCAGAAACAGUCGUAGAGAUUUUGCUGCUAGCUCUAGUGAUAAGAGAGCUAGUAGCAGGAGUAUUAAGUCCAUACAGUCUUCAAUCAAACCUUCAAAAGAAAGCACUGCAACUUUAGUAAAGAAUUCAGGAUCUGUAAGCCCAAGACUGCAGCAGAAAAAGCUUGAGUUGGACAGGCGAUCUCGUCCACCUACUCCACCAUCUGAUCCAAGCAAACCCAGAAGGCAACACAGCUGGCAUUCGUCGGAGUCAGGUUCCCCUGCUGGUAAACAUAGACCAAAAUCUCACAACAUACUGCAGUCUGAUGACCAGCUGAGUCAGGUAAGUAAUGAAUCACGAACUUCAAGUCACCAAGGAGAUGACACUUCUUUGCAAUCAGACUGCAAUAUUAUCUUGGAGUCCAAGUUGGAUGUGGAAGUCACCAGUAAUGAAAGAUCCAUUGAGAUCAAUGGUAGUCAAAGUCCAUCCAUGAAGGCUGCCAAGUACUCAAUUUCCGGCAUCAUGCAGAAGAAAUCAAUUGCAAGACUGGUUGAGGAUGGAUCGGUGGCAGAACUUGCUAUGGUUGCUCUAGAACAUCCAAGUCCGGUUUCCGUUCUUGACACCUCAGUAUAUACAGAUGAUGCACCAUCCCCAGUAAAGCAGAUACUAAACACUCCUGGAGGUAAUGGUGCUCAAGGUUUCAAUGACAAUCACAAUGAAGAGCAAUGGAACCCUGCAGAUAACUGCUUGUCUAACAACGUGGGCUCUGGUCUUACCUCAGAGAUUAGUCGCAAGAAACUACAGAACAUUGAGCAUUUGGUUCAAAAACUUCGAAGACUGAACUCCAAUCAUGAUGAAGCCAGUACAGAUUACAUUGCGUCACUUUGUGAGAAUACAAACCCUGAUCACAGAUACAUUUCUGAGAUAUUAUUAGCCUCUGGCCUUCUACUGAGAGAUCUCAGUUCUGGCUUGACAACAUUUCAGCUCCAUCCAUCAGGCCAUCCCAUCAACCCAGAGCUGUUCUUUGUUUUGGAGCAAACCAAAGCAAGCUCCAUACUAUCAAAAGAAGAGAGUAACUCUGGAAAGGUUCCCCAUUCAAAGCCAGACCAUGAGAAAUUCCACCGAAAGCUUAUAUUUGAUUCUGUUAAUGAGAUUCUUGUUGGAAAGUUAGCUCUAGUUGGGGCCUCUCCAGAGCCUUGGGUAAAGUCUGGAAAACUAGCAAAGAAGACCCUCAGUGCACAAAAGCUUCUAAAAGAAUUGUGCUUGGAGAUAGAGCAGCUUCAAGCCAAGAAAUCAAAGUGCAACCUGGAGGAAGAGGAGGAUGGUCUGAAAAGUAUCUUGUGGGAAGAUGUAUUGUGUCGGUCAGAGAGUUGGACAGAUUUUCACUGUGAGAUUUCUGGGAUGGUGCUAGAUGUUGAAAGGCUGGUCUUUAAGGAUUUAGUUGAUGAGAUUGUGAUUGGUGAAAGAGUUGGUUUACGAGCCAAGCAAAGUAGGCGGCGACAGCUGUUUUCCAAGUAAACUAUUUGCAAAAUGUCUUCUAAUUCUUCUUCAUUCACCUUUGUUCUUCCUCUGUUUGUUAUGAUUUAAAUUUUUUGAUUUUGCGUGAAAGCAUAAUAAUUCGUGGAUCAGAAUUAAGAACUGCAGUCCUGUGUUAUAUCAUAAAAAAGUUACCUUCUCAGAUUAUGACAUAUACAUAUUUGUAAGAACAAGUAUAUGAGAUCCUUUGUAUAUGAGGUCAUGUUUUAUGCUAAUCUUAUUCCUGGUGAUCA
Molecule: messenger RNA, 4643 nt
Organism: Theobroma cacao (cacao)
Lineage: Eukaryota; Viridiplantae; Streptophyta; Magnoliopsida; Malvales; Malvaceae
Gene: TRM4
Product: LONGIFOLIA protein
Biological process (GO): regulation of monopolar cell growth
Source: RefSeq, a predicted model, not a curated record